CCAGUUUGCGAUCGACAUCCGCCAUGUUUGCUCGACAUUUUUAUAUUGUGAUAUUUUCAUUCCAAAAACCGGACAUGUAAACAAUUUAACUUAAAGAAAAUGAAUGUUUGUGAAAGUGCAGGCGCUGCAGUGCGGUGCUAAAGUUUGAAUAUUGAUUUCUUGUUAAUUGAGUUUUAAAUUGCCUUUCCUUAGAGUUUAUUUAUCAUCAAAAAAGUAUUUCAUAUUGUGAAGACUGAAGAAGUUUUACGUCUCGAAUUCGUUUCCACAUGAAGUAGACCUUAAAAAUGUCUUCAGGCGACAAUGAUGACCAUCCAAGCAGCGGAGUGGUGUUACUUCAAGCACGCUCCAAGCAAAUCGCUAAUCAAACUUUGGACUCAACGAGACGCAUGGUUAAUAUGACUGACGAGAGUAGUGAAAUAGGCAAUCGGACCAUGAUUGCUUUAAAUGAGCAGGGGGAAAAACUAAAUUUCAUAGACGAAGCAAACAGAGCUAUCAACGAAGAUGUCCGACAAGCUGAGAAGAAUAUUGAAGGAAUGGAAAAGUGUUGUGGGAUAUUUUCUUUUUCCUGGACGAGAUCUAAAUCCAACAAAGCAGACAAAGUUUGGAAAGAAAAUGAGGAGGAAGUAGUAUCAAUACAACCACAGCGAGUGUCUAUAAAAGAAGAUCCCCCAGGGUUCUAUAUCGACAAAAUAACUAACGAUGAGAUGGAAGACGAGAUGCAACAGAAUCUGACGCAAGUGCAUUCGACUGUGGGUAACCUUCGAAAUCUCGCCGCUAGUCUCAAUAGCGAGGUUUUAAACCAGAACCGUCAGCUCGACAAAAUUAACCAGAAGGUCGAAAGCAACGAAAUUCACGUGAUUACAGCCGAGAAACGUACACAAAAAUUCGCAACCAACUCACACGGUCAUGCGUUGAAGAACACCUUAUCUCCUCUUAACACUGCGAGAACGUCGGGUUCGAGUUCUAGAGUAGUUUCGUUCGAGUAAACAUGUUUUUUUAUUACCCCAAAACGUCUUAACUGAACAGGGAAUUGUAUGGAGAAUAUUUUUUUUUAUAUGAUACCAAUCAACGAGACGAACAGGUCGUGCACCUGGUGGUAAGCAACACGCCUGUCCAUAGCAGUUGCAACUCAAACUUUAAUUUGAGGAGCACUGCUACUGCGUCCGUCAACUUGAGACAAGUUCACAAAAAAUAAUUCCAAUAAUUGUAACUUUUUUCUAGCACCAUAUCUUGACUUAAUGGUCUUAAAUACGUUCAAACGUAAAACCAUAUAUUAAGAAAAAUUACCCCUCCCACCCAAAUAGAUGAACAUAGGACCAAAGGUUUCUAUAGAAAAUCAUUGAAUGCUACAAGGUGUUUGUAAUUAUAGGAAACCAUGUUUAAGAGACUAACGCUUUAAUUGGAAAGCACCCUUAGG
This is a messenger RNA of Hyposmocoma kahamanoa, 1417 nucleotides long. RefSeq names its product synaptosomal-associated protein 25-like. The record is from RefSeq and is a predicted model, not a curated record. Gene Ontology annotation, biological process: synaptic vesicle fusion to presynaptic active zone membrane; exocytosis; synaptic vesicle priming. Lineage: Eukaryota; Metazoa; Arthropoda; Insecta; Lepidoptera; Cosmopterigidae. Gene Ontology annotation, cellular component: SNARE complex; plasma membrane. The transcript is spliced from 8 exons. Gene Ontology annotation, molecular function: syntaxin binding; SNAP receptor activity. The coding region runs from base 285 to 986 and encodes 233 amino acids.